UUUUUGGCCAAUAUAUUAUAACGAUUAUUUUUAAAAAAUAUUAAAAAAUAUUAAAAUGUUAAGAAUUAGACAAAAAAACGGAGUGGUUAAGGAGGAAAAUACAUUAUCAAAGAGACAAUUACCUAUUAAGUUUACAGAAACUAAUAUUUCAGAAACGAAGAAAAAACAAGAUAAACGGACAAUUGAAAAUAAUAUACAAGAAACACAAGAGAACUUGAAUUCCUUAGUUUCAAAACUUGAAAAAGAAAAUGGAAGUUAUAAGGAGAACCCUAAAUCUGUGUCAUCUCGACUCUUAAAAAGUCGACCACCUCUUCAGUAUUUCCGAGCUCUUAUAAGUAUGCGUAUAAAAGAUCCAAUAAUAUCAUCAUUUCCAACGAACGAUAUCAUCUUUGUAGAUAAUAUUAGUGAUCUAGAUUUUUGGAUAACACUUAUUGCUGAUUAUAGCGCGACUGCUGUUCAAAUGCCAGAUUUUUUGACAAAAAAGAUACGUGAAGGCAUACCACAUCCUCUUCGAGGUCUUGUAUGGCAAAGUAUGUCUGGUGCACAAAAUACACAUUUGGAAAAACUUUUUGAAACUCUUUGUCAUGAAGAAAGUCCAUAUGAUAGAAUAAUUAAAUGUGAUAUUGCAAGAACGUUCCCAUGUGUCGAAAUGUUUAAAGAAGGUGGUGAUGGUCAAAAAAAACUUCAUUUAGUUUUACGUGCAUUUAGUUUAUACGAUAUAGAGGUUGGAUAUUGUCAGGGUUUGGGUUUCAUCGUUGCUCCUCUUUUAAUGAAUAUGUUUGAACAUCAGGCUUUUUGUGUUCUUGUUAGACUCAUGGAAUGUUAUGAUAUGAGAACCAUUUUUACUAUUAAUUUAUCAGGACUUCAUUUACGACUCUUUCAAUUUGAACAUUUUCUUUCUCUUUGUAUACCGUCUGUUGCAAAAUACUUCAAUUCUAUAGGGAUAUAUCCUUUUAUGUAUGCUAGUCAGUGGUUUCUUAGCAUGUUUGCUGUUACAUGUCCACUUCCAACGUUACAUAGAAUUUAUGAUGUAAUUUUUGGUGAAGGUGCACUUGAAACUAUCAUAAGGAUUGCCAUUGCAUUAAUUAUGAAGAACGAGACACGCAUUUUAAAUAUCGAUUUUGAAGAAAAUUUACAAUUCCUUCUUAGUCCAGAAUUAUGGGCAGCGUAUAAUAAUAAUGACAACGAAUUAAUAUCGGAUGCUGUCGGACUUGAUAAUAUAAUUACACAGAAUUCCUUGGCAGAAUUAGAACAAAAAUUUAAUCAAAAUAACACUAAAAACCAUAAAAAUUCUACGAAACCUAUUUCUAAUGAAAUUCAAAGAACAGAUAUUAAAUUUCCCGAGAAAAUAUGGGACAAGACUGAGGCCUCUUUACCAGUUUUUCUAGACUCCUCAACUAAUCGCGAUUCGUUUUAUAAAUGUAAUAAUACACAGAAAAGUCUAUUAGAAUCAAAUGACACCGCAUCAUCUAUAUACCUAGAAUUACCAAAAUUCGACAAGGCAACAGAUCUGUCAUUACCAGUAACUUUAUGUAAAAAACUAUCAUUUAAAAAGGAAUUAGCAUCUAAUAAUUUAUUUGAACGUGAUAAUAAAGAACUUCAUUGUCAGAUAGAGGAUCUUGUUAUGGCUUUAAAUUCUUUGCAAAAAGAACAUGCUUAUACAAAAGAGCAAUUAGAGACAUUAACAAGAGUUUCUUUGAAAUACAAAAAUAUUGCUUUAAAAUUAAUCAAGAUUAUCAACAAUUCAAAUUUUUCUGAUGGAGAAACAUCUAAACUUAAAAAAUCGAACAAGGAAAAUACAGAUGAAAAAUCUCAUACUUCUGUUUUAAAUGGUUUUAUUUCUUCUGAUGAAAAUGGCGAAAAUGAAAUAUAUAACAAAAACGAGGUUAUUCAGGAAUUAGUUAAACAAUUAUACGAUUCUUCCAUUCCCCCUAACCCUCUCUCAGAAGAACUUUUAUCUUUGCAAGAAAAAUUAUCUCAUGAACAAUCAAAAGUAAAAGACUUAGAAAAACAAAUUAAUUUAAAAAACUUGGAAAUAAUGGAUAUAAAAAAUGAGAUUUGUGAUAUCUACAUGCAUCGAAAUCAAGCAUCGAAACAAAAUUUGAAAAAUCACAAGGCUAAUUCUGAAAUCAAACAUAAAAAGCCAAUUUAUUUUAGAUAAUAUACAAAGAUUUUUCAAGUUCUUAUACUGGUUCCAAUAAAGGUU
Molecule: messenger RNA, 2206 nt
Organism: Pneumocystis carinii B80
Lineage: Eukaryota; Fungi; Ascomycota; Pneumocystomycetes; Pneumocystales; Pneumocystaceae
Exons: 5
Coding region: 56-2161 (701 amino acids)
Source: RefSeq, a predicted model, not a curated record